This is a messenger RNA of Esox lucius (northern pike), 5373 nucleotides long. RefSeq names its product membrane-associated guanylate kinase, WW and PDZ domain-containing protein 3. The transcript is spliced from 21 exons. Gene Ontology annotation, cellular component: cytoplasm. NCBI's taxonomy places the organism in Eukaryota, Metazoa, Chordata, Actinopteri, Esociformes, Esocidae. The record is from RefSeq and is a predicted model, not a curated record. Gene Ontology annotation, molecular function: protein binding. Bases 777 to 5075 code for a protein of 1432 amino acids. Gene Ontology annotation, biological process: signal transduction.
CAGUCCCAGGUGUGUCUAAACCUGUGUCAGUGGAGGCUGUCGCGGUUGUCACUAUUCUACAUAAAAUGCGUAGGGUUCGAACUACGAACUGGAACAAGGAUAAAUUACAACUGAGUGAAUGACGCGAUUGAGAACGACUCGUGUCUUCGACAGUCUGUCUUUCUGUUCGUCUAGUCACCGGUAUAAAGACGCUCGUUGACGCACGGUUGUAAAUCUCUGAGCAGAAUUAUCUCCCACGCAGUCUAUGGUGAGGUGAGUGGAUACCUUGUUUUGACAACUUUCAUCCAGAGGUGUAGGAAAUAAGAACUAACCUAUGGUUGAGUUAUGUAGAGGAUGAAAUGCAUGUAGCCUAUGCAUUAAUGUAUAUAUUGCUUCUCGGUGUUGGUGGUUAUCGUUUUACGCACGCAACAUUGGGAUUAUUGUAGUAAUAUUAAAUAUUACGGACGUACUUUCCAUUUUACAGCCCACUACUGUGGUGUUCGUGAAGAUUUCUACGGGCGGCAGUGCUACUCAAAGAUUACUGUGGUUUAUUUUUGGACUAUGAUAUUUAUUUACACUUCACCCGGAAUUGUCUACCAGUCAGGCUGUUUCUAAACAUGUAAGUUGUCAAUAAUAUCAGAGAAAUGAUGCAACAACUAGGUUUUGUGAAUAACUUACGACCAGUAAUCUUUGUUCGACCAUAUUUUCUCCUGCUUUAGUGCUUGAGAAAAAAAACGACCAGCGCAACAGAACAUUUAAGAUCAAACGACAUAUAAAGGUAUAAAGGACACAACACUAUGUCCAGAACCCUGAAAAAGAAGAAACAUUGGUCAAGCAAAGUGCAGGAGUGUGCCUUGUCAUGGGGAAGCCUCGGAGAAUUCGGCAACGUGGUAGAGGUGCUGGGGGGUGCGGAACAUGGAGAAUUCCCUUACCUGGGUCAAAUGAAGUUGGAUGUGAUGGUGUGCCACGUCGGGAGAAUGCCCUAUUUCGGGGACGUUUUGUUGGAGAUCAACGGAACCCCUGUCAGUGGACUUACAAACCGCGACACGCACGCAGUCAUUCGCCACUUUCGGGAGCCCAUUCGUUUGAAGACAGUCAAACCAGGGAAGGUACUGAACACGGAUCUGCGCCACUAUCUCAGCCUGCAGUUCCAGAAAGGUUCGUUGGACCACAAGCUUCAGCAGGUCAUCCGGGACAACCUGUACCUGCGCACCAUCCCUUGCACCACACGGCUUCCUAGAGAUGGGGAGGUGCCGGGUGUGGACUAUAAUUUCAUCAGUGUUGGGGACUUCCGUAUCCUGGAGGAGAGUGGCCUUCUGCUGGAGAGUGGAACCUAUGAUGGUAACUACUACGGGACGCCCAAGCCCCCGGCGGAGCCCGCGCUGGUGCAGCCUGACCUGGUGGACCAGGUGCUGUUUGACCAGGACUACGACACUGAGGUCCAGCGGAAACGCACCACCUCUGUCAGCAAGAUGGACAGGAAGGACAGCGUGGUCCCUGAAGAAGAAGAUGAUGACGAGAGGCCGCCCUUGGCCAACGGCCUCCCAGACCACAAAGAAGGGGCCUCGUGGAAGAAAGCAGUGCCCAGCUACACUCAGUCUAGUAGUACUAUGGACUUCCGUACAUGGAGCUCUCUGCCCCGUGACAACAGCCUGGAGCCCCUGCCUCUCAACUGGGAGAUGGCCUACACUGAGACAGGCAUGGUCUACUUCAUAGAUCACAACAGUAAGACCACCACCUGGUUGGACCCCCGUCUGGCCAAGAAGGCUAAGCCUCCUGAGAAUUGUGAGGAUGGAGAGCUUCCUUAUGGCUGGGAGGAGAUAGAGGACCCACAGUAUGGCACAUAUUAUGUAGAUCACAUCAACCAGAGAACCCAGUUUGAGAACCCAGUCCUGGAGGCAAAAAGGAAGCUCAGCCAGGAGACUUCUGCCCCGAACCAGCAGGGGGCGCCACAUGGUAAAGGGGGCGUGUCAGGUUUCACCCCAGACCCGUCCCAACUGCAGGGGGAGAUGUUCCACACCGCUCUGAGGAAGAGUUCCCAGGGUUUUGGCUUCACCAUCAUAGGUGGCGAUCGCCAUGAUGAGUUCCUUCAGGUGAAGAAUGUCCUCAGUGAUGGCCCUGCUGCCCACGACAACAAGAUUGCCUCUGGCGACGUGAUCGUUGAGAUCAAUGGGAAAUGCGUGCUGGGGAAGACCCACCCCGAGGUGGUGCAGAUGUUCCAGUCCAUCCCGGUGAGUCAGUAUGUUGACAUGGUGCUGUGCCGUGGCUACCCGCUGCCCCCCGACGUGGAGCCGGACAGCGAAGACCCCCCUCCACCUCCCACACAGGGGGGCGAGGUGGUGACGGCUGUGCCCCUUAUCAACGGCCAGCCCCUGCUGGUGAAGGGCGACGUGCUGCACGGUUCCUCCCAGGAGCUCCACUACGUCACCACAGAUGCCAGCGGACGGCCGGUGGUGGCUGCCCUGCCCAACGGAAGGCACCCUGAACCGGGGGCAGCCGGCAUGCUCCAACCCGAGCUGGUGAGCGUGCCCCUGGUGAAAGGCCCCGGAGGCUUCGGCUUUGCCAUCGCAGACUGCCCCCUGGGCCAGAAGGUGAAGAUGAUCUUAGAUGCACAGUGGUGCAGAGGCCUCCUAAAGGGAGAUGUGAUCAAGGAGAUCAACUGUCAGAAUGUCCAAGCGUUGAGCCACGCCCAGGUGGUGGACAUCCUCAAAGAGCUGCCGGUGGGGAGCGAGGUCAACGUGCUGGUCCUCAGAGGAGGCCAGACAUCUCCAGUGAAGAGCCUGAAGCCUAAGCAGGAGAUGACUGCUAGCACGGAGACUCUGGACUGUGUCUCCCAGGCCCUCCCCUACCACUCCAACACCUCCACCCUACACAAUGACUCCCCUAAACGGGAUGCCACAGAGAUGUACCUGAAGUCCAAGGCACUGCUGGAGAGCAAGCAGCCUCACACCAAAGACCUGGAUGUGUUCAUCAAAAGAGACCAGGAGACUGGCUUUGGCUUCCGUGUUCUCGGAGGAGAAGGUCCAGAGCAGCCAGUGAGUACUGAAGUGUAUAUAGGGGCCAUCGUGCCCUUGGGAGCAGCUGAGAAGGACGGGCGUCUGAGGGCCGGCGACGAGCUGAUAGGCAUAGAUGGAAUAAUGGUGAAGGGUCGCUCCCACAAGCAGGUUCUGGACCUGAUGACCAAUGCCGCCCGCAAUGGUCAGGUCAUGCUGACCGUGCGUAGAAAGGUCAUCUACAGAGACAUGACUGAGGAGGAGGCCGGCCUGCACAUGGCUCCAGUGGUGCUGAACGGGUCGCCCAGACUACCUCGGAUCCAGAUGCCGAGCCUGCUGGACCAUGAGUCCUUUGACAUCACGCUCCACCGCAAGGAAAACGAAGGCUUCGGCUUUGUCAUUCUCACUUCCAAGAGCAAGCCCCCACUAGGAGUGAUCCCUCAUAAGAUAGGACGCAUCAUCACAGGCAGCCCCACCGACCGCUGUGGUCUGCUGAACGUGGGCGACCGCAUCUCGGCGGUCAACGGACGGUCCAUCGUGGAGCUGUCUCACAAUGACAUUGUUCAGCUAAUCAAGGAGGCUGGCAAUGCGGUCACUCUCACCGUGGUCCCUGAGGAUGAAUACAAGGGCCCUCCUUCUGGCGCCAGCUCUGCCAAGCAGAGUCCUGCCCCUCAGCACAGAGCUAUGGGUCAGAGCUCAGCCCAGCAGGAUGAGCGUUAUAACCUAGAUCUGGAGGAGGAGAAAAGGGAGGGAGCCACCUGGGCUGACUACAAAACUGUGCCUUUGAGUGAACAGGGAACGUUGUGUGUUACAGGCCCCAAACAGGAUUGUAUCACGGUGGAGCUGGACCGGGGACCCCGGGGCUUUGGCUUCAGUCUGAGGGGAGGCACCGAGUACAACAUGGGCCUGUACAUCUUGAGACUGGCUGAGGAGGGACCUGCUCUGCUUGAUGGGAGGAUCCAUGUGGGAGAUCAAAUUGUGGAGAUCAAUGGAGAGCCGACCCAGGGCAUAACCCAUACCCGUGCCAUUGAGUUGAUCCAGGCUGGUGGCAGCAAAGUUCUCCUUCUUUUAAGGCCAGGGCAGGGCCUGGUACAAGACAAUAGUAAAUUGGAUCCAAACCUCACUUCACCCACACGUUUUUCUAGUGCAGCUCUCUCCGAGACAUCACCCCUCUCUUCUCCGUUCUCCACCUGCACCUCCAUCUCAGGUUCCCACACAUUGUCAAGUGAAUCCCCUGACUGGAACUCCCUGCCCCUCCAAACUAGCAGGGGUAUUGGCUCUCUGGAGUGGAAUGGAGAGCGGGCAGGCAGGCAGGAAGACAUGCAAGCUGACAGGCAGGCAGACAGGUCAGGUAAUGCAAGGUUUAACUGCUCAAAGGAGUCUGGCUACCCAGAGAAAAUAGGUGAAACAGUAGCUAAAGCCAAAGAACGCUCACACUAUCCCCAAAAACCUGAGAGAAUGGCCCAGGAAGAAAAAUCAAGCAAGGAUGACGCCCAGAAGUCCCCUCGAGAAAGACGAAAAGCCUUGUGCAAUCCAAACAUAAAGAAACAGUUGGGACAGAGGAGCAUACCAACAGAGCCUUGCAGGAAGGAGCACUUUUAUAAAAACCAGGACAAAAAGGUUGAUUCCAAGGGCCGGAAAAGCACACAGGAUAGAGAGUGGGGAGGGGGACAUUUCAAGGCCACCCAUGAGCAGGCCAGUAAUCAUAACAGAGCGGUGGCAGAGGCAGGAAAUCACUGGCAAAACACGCUGGAAGUGGGGCCAAGGACAGAUAUUCUAAAGGUUACUCAGGAGAAUAGCAAAGUAAAAAAUGGGGAAAAGAGAACGGAAAAACGCAGAGAGGAAAAAAGCAAAAAAGUGGCUUACUCAAAAUAUGGAAAGAGUGGAGAAGAUGUUACGCCCUCUCCGACGACAGAAAGGAUCAAAAAUGCCACGGGGGACUCUCUAACAGAGAGUAUCAGGCAAGACAGCGGGUCCAGUCCAAAUGGGAUUCAGGUGGAUCCUCAGAGCCAAACGGGUACCCUUAGCCCUGGUCCCUGGGUGGUGCCCAGUUCAGCCAGAAUCCUAUCCCAGGAUGAGGUGCUGCGUGACCCCCCUUACUGAUACAGUAUGGAGAAUCUUGUGUGAAAAUUCCGUCGACUAUUUGACAUGUCAUGUCCAGCUCAUUAAGAGGUAUUUUCUAACCUCUAAAUGGACUUUGACAUUGCCAAUGGCAUGAAUUGCCAAUGCUUCCUCUCCUUCUGCCUCAUGUGCUGCUUCAGAAAUCUCUGGUCUUGGUCGUGUGCAUGUAUGGCAUGUUGUGGGUGUUGCCAGUCAGCGACAGGUCAAAAAAAUUGCCAAAUCUGCGAUGCCUUGUGGAAUGAAUAAUAACCACGCCUCGCCCAUUACAACGCAAGGACUA